Molecule: messenger RNA, 807 nt
Organism: Anopheles moucheti
Lineage: Eukaryota; Metazoa; Arthropoda; Insecta; Diptera; Culicidae
Product: midnolin homolog
Exons: 1
Coding region: 1-807 (268 amino acids)
Source: RefSeq, a predicted model, not a curated record
AUGAUUCUAGCGGGGAGUGUUCCAUCUAAUACAACGACUGCCGCUGCUUCCCUUGGCGGACAUACACCUGGUGGUGGACUUAUGAGCUCUUCCCCUCAUUCGCAUGUGGCGCUUAUCAGUGCCGUAACUCCUAGUCUUGGAUUUUCAUUAUCCAAUGGAAGCGACGUGCAACCUUCGCUACUGGCAGUCGAUCCUGAAGAGGAUUCUCAUCAUUCUUACCACCAUGGGAUGCAUAUGUCAACCUCCCCGCACCAUCACCAUCUGUACCACCAUCAUCACCAUCAUCACGACUAUCAUCAUCAUGCGGCUGCUGCAGCAGCCCUGCUGGGUGGUUUCACGAGUGGCAGUGGCGGUGUUGGUUUGGUCGAUUGUGUGGCUGAGAGUAAUAACUGUGCCGAUCGUGAGGAUUCCACUGGAUUUAUUUCCGUGGCGGGUACUUCUACCGCGAACAGUGUUGUUGGAAACUAUUGUCUCAGUGGAGGAGUAGACAGUGUGACAGGGUUGGUACAUUCCGUAACGACCGCUACGUCUCUGACCAGUGCGAAUGAUGGCGAUGAAGCAGGAACUUCAGUUGAGAGUGGAUCAAUUAAUGAUGGUAGUGAUAGCGGUGUCCUGCGUUCGAAUGAUCGAUCGGUCCCAUCUUCGUCCAGCCUCACGGUGACGGCUAGGACAGCUGCUGCGGCCGCGGCUGCCGUUGCUGCUGUCUCGAAUCAUCACCAUCACCUGCAACAGCUUCCUCCGGCAGAGUUAUCUUACCAUCAUCAUCAUCAUCAUCGAACAUUACCGAUGGAUGUAUCGGCGCUGUAG